Messenger RNA from Penicillium salamii, 2310 nucleotides. NCBI's taxonomy places the organism in Eukaryota, Fungi, Ascomycota, Eurotiomycetes, Eurotiales, Aspergillaceae. The record is from the annotation of a GenBank genome assembly.
AUGUCGCAUCCCCGGUCGCGAUCCCCAUCGCUCCCAUCUGAGGGUGAGAUCGUUGAGCCAGGCCUAGAGACGAAGGCAACUGCGUCAAAACCUCCCUUGAAUGGCACCAAAGUUGACCGUCCCCCCAGAGCUAGCCCACUGGCCCCGAGAUCUCCCGUAUCAUUCGAUGGCCAUCGCUCGCCUCAUUGGAGUUCACGGAAGUCCCGAUCGAGAUCCCGCUCUCGCUCCCCGUACCGGGAAAACAAAGGUCACAAGCGCCGACACGGUGAUUCCCAUGACCACGAAAAUCGGUACUCGCGACACGAGCCCUCGCAGCGUUACAGGUCCAAUCCCGAUCGGCAUGACGAAGCUACCCAAAGCCGUCGGAUGAGGUCAUACCACGACUAUGAUCGCGAGGCACCCUAUGGCGGAGCACUACGGUACAGCGACGACCAUGAACCACGCAGAGAUAAGCGGCAGCGCACCCGCAGUCGCUCCCCUUAUCGUGAGCCGAGAAAGCCCAGGAGAUACUCAGGUGACGAGCAUGAUUCGAAGGUGGAUAAUGCCAGACCCUCGACAGAUGGAAGACACAAGCCCACUGAAAAAGUAGUGAGCGAACGAGCAAAGGCCUCUGCUCCAGAAUCCAAACUCGGUGCUGAAAAAAGAGAGAACCAGGUUCAAGCUUCUUCCCAGCAGCCUUACGUCUCUAAUGAGGAACUCCAUCCUAAUCCAGAGGUUGCGCCAGCGCCGGAGGUCGCCGAGCCAGUUAAUGAAGCCGAUGCCCUCGAGGCUCGCCGAAAGCGACGUGAAGCGAUUCGGGCAAAGUACCGAAGCCAAGCCACAGAGAGCGAGACGCAAGCUUCCACGCCUGUCACUGAGCCAAUCGUCAAGGAGACAUCCGAUUCCUCCCAAGAGCUACCCUCUCAACAGCCUGGGGAGCUCCGCCCUGGUUCAAAUAUCGGUCAAGACACCGAUUUGCCUGAUGCCAGUCCUUCUGUGGACGCCGCUCACCAUGAGCAAUCUGCUGUUAACGAUUCUCCAGCGAUUGACUUGAAAGAGGAAGUGCAGAAGCAUACCAAUGUCCAAAUUGAGAAGAGCGAUAUCCCUUCUGCUGCAUAUGACGAACUCGAUACUGCUCAUCCUCCUCCUGUUGGGCCACAAGCACAACCCCUGGAGGAUAACGAUACCCUUGAUAUGUUUGCCGACGACGACGAUAUGUUUGCCGAAGAAAAUGAUCAGCCCCGGCCAUCGCGUCCUGCUGCGGCCGAUCCCAGGGGUAAGGAAAUUGCCGAAAUGGUGGAUGAGUGGGACGAUUCUCAAGGUUACUACAACAUUCGACUUGGAGAAUUGAUGGAUAAACGGUAUCAUGUCCAGGAAAAACUUGGCCGAGGAACUUUCGCAGCCGUUGUGCGUGCCCAUGACCCCGAAACAGAUCGUAUGGUUGCCAUCAAAAUCAUCCGAAAUAAUGAUACCAUGCGCAAGGAAGGCUUGAAGGAGAUUGAGGUUUUGGAACUUUUGCAAAAGACCGACCCUGAGGGCAAGAAGCACAUCAUCAAGCUUCUUCGACACUUCGAGCACAAAGGUCACCUGUGUCUGGUAUUCGAAAACCUGAGCAUGGACUUGCGCGAACUUCUCAAGAAGUUUGGCAAGAACAUCGGCCUCAACCUGCGUGCAAUCCGGGUCUACGGUCAACAGAUGUUCCUCGCUCUGAGUCUUCUCCGCGAGUGUAACUUGAUCCACGCCGAUCUCAAACCAGAUAAUAUGCUCGUCAAUGAACAGCGUGGCUUGCUGAAGAUUUGCGAUCUGGGUUCUGCGUUCCCAGCCCACGAUGUUCCCACUGCGCCAUACCUUGCCAGUCGGUUCUACCGUGCCCCGGAAAUCAUGCUGGGGAUUCCUUACGACUUUGCUGUUGAUGUCUGGGCCAUUGGCUGUACGCUCUAUGAGCUCUACGCGGGUCAUUUCCUCUUCGCCGGCGCCAACAACAACCAAAUGAUGCGCGCGAUUCUGGAAACCCGCGGCAACUACCCACCCAAGCUCUUGCGUCGGGGAAGUUUGCGGUCUCACCACUUCACCGACGACAACAUCUUUGCCAGCUGGCAGCUCAAUCCUCUCACGGGUGCCAUUGAGCCCAAGCCCAUGGAUUUCAAAAAGCCGCCUCGCGACCUCAAGACCCGGCUUGGUAAAGGUGCGCCUGGAACCAGUCAAGCCGAGGCCCAUGAUCUGGCCACGUUCAUCGACUUCCUCGAGCGGUGCUUGGCUCUCAACCCGGAGAAACGGAUCACACCGAGCGAGGCUUUCAAGCACCCCUUCCUGGCGCGCAGUUUUGUCUAA